AUGAGCGUGGCAGGACAGAUAGAGUCCGGUGUGGUGACCCUGAUGAACGCAGACGUGGAGCGCAUCGCUACCGGCCUCCGCCAGUCUCAGGAGUUGUGGGCUAGCCUGCUGGAAAUCCCACUCUCGGUGUGGUUACUUUCGAGACAGAUCAGCUGGGCCGCGCUGGCCCCGCUUGGAGUUAUCUUGAUAUGCACGAGUGGCGCCCUUGGAUCGGCGCCCAAGCUCAUAUCCUCGCAGAAGUCGUGGUUGGAUCGAAUCCAAGCCCGCGUUAACACGACGACUGCCAUGAUCGGCCUCAUCAAGCCGGUCAAGAUGACUGCCCUCACCCCUGAAUUGGAAAAGAAUAUUACUGAGCUCCGCGAGAGGGAAGUCGAGAACUCCGACGUCUUCCGCCGGAUGCUGGUCACAAUCACAACUUUCUCCGACCGAGCCCUCACCUCCCUCGUCUUGAUGAACUUGCUCUUCGAACCGGUAGCGUUCUUCAUCACGGCAAAGAGAUCCUCAGAUGAGGUCGAGAAAGGGACUAUGAGUUCCUUGUCCGCGGAGCAAUUAGAAGCCGGGGAGGCAGCCAAGGGUGACGGUUCUUCCAGCUGCGUUGUCGUGGCGGCAAAGGCAAGGUGUGGAUGGAAUGAGACCACGCCGCCAGUCCUCGAGGGCCUCGACUUUCGGGUCAAGAAGGGAUCUCUGACGAUGGUGGUCGGCCCUUCACUUGCUCGGGCACUUUAUGCUCGUCGCAGUCUCAUUCUGAUUGAUGAUGCUUUGAGUGGGUUGGAUGCAUCGACCGAAGAAAUCGUUUUUGAGUCCCUCUUCGGCGCCAAGGGUCUCCUGAGAGGGAACGAUACCACAGUCAUUUUGGUGACGAAUUCAGUCCGUCGCUUUGCCCAGGCUGACCACAUAAUUGCGCUGGGUCGGGACGGCACAAUUGCGGAACAAGGCACGUUCGAUGAUUUGUCUCGUGCGAACGGCUACGUGUCAGUCCUCAAUAAAGAGGAAAAUACUCCGCCAGAACGCCAUGAAGCCGAGAAAAGGUCUUCAAAAAUGCCUUGCUCACUAGGCUCGGGCCGAGCCAAGAGCUCAUCCGACGACAAGGCCGAUUCUCAUCCGGCCGCAUCACUUGGACAUCUGGGCAUUUAUGGCUAUUAUAUCCGGACCUUUGGCUGGACCCGUUGGGUUGUCUUCUGGAUCUUCUGUGCCCUCUAUGGAUUCGGCACAGCAUUUCCCAGCGUCUGGGUGAAAUGGUGGACCUCGUAUAACGAAGAACAUCCUCACUCAAAGAUUGCCUACUACCUCGCCCUGUACGCCAUCUUCGCUGCCUUUGGUGUGGCUGCACUUGCUCUCGCCGCUUCGACAAUGGUCAUGACAAUGGUUCCACGGGCAGCAAGGACGCUUCAUCAACGAUUGUUGACCACCGUCCUGUCCGCGCCCAUGUCAUUUUUUGCGUCCACUGACACCGGCGCCAUCACCAAUCGAUUCAGCCAGGACCUCGAGCUAAUCGACAUGGAGCUUCCGGUGGCACUUGUGCGGUCGGCGAUGAUGGCAUGCCUUCUAGUUGCACAGCUCGUGGUCAUACUUGUCUCGGCGAAAUAUGUUGGCAUUGCCCUGCCAUGUGCCAUAGCAGUCGUUUACUUCGUGCAGAUGUUCUACUUGCGCACCUCUCGGCGCCUGAGACUUCUGGAUAUCGAAGCCAAGGCCAGGCUGGGCACCAAGUUUCUGGAACUUCUCAGCGGCCAGGUCACCAUCCGUGCGUUCCAGUCGGAAGGUAGACAGCUUUCACAAUUCAUGCAGGCCCUCAACUCGGCACAAAAGCCUUUCUACCUCUUGUACUGUGUACAGCGGUGGUUAAACAUGGUUCUCGACUUAAUCGUGGGCUCUAUCGCCAUUCUGAUUGUCAUUAUAGCGGUGAAAGGCAAAGGCCACACUGACGCCUCUAUGACGGGCCUGGCGCUCGUGAACCUCGUCAGCUUCGCACAAAUGCUGAAGCAACUCAUCUCGAACUACACCUUGCUAGAGACAUCUAUGGGGGCGUUGGCACGAGUGCGCACAUUCACCACUGAGACCAAAUCUGAGAAUUCACCGGGCGACAAAGACUAUAAAAUCCCAGAGGAGUGGCCGUCCCUUGGUGGCAUCGAGUUCCGUAAUGUUACCGCGAGUUACAAGAAUAUUGCUCGAGUCGGUGAUAAUUCAAGCGACGAGAAGGCGAACUGCAUGCCAACACUGAACAACCUUUCUUUCUCCAUUGAGCCAGGAACUCGGGUGGCCCUGUGCGGGCGUACCGGCAGCGGUAAGAGUAGCAUCAUCUUGUCGUUGCUGAGGAUGUUGGACCUUGAAUCGGGCUGCAUCACCAUCGAUGGCCUGGACAUCAGCAACAUACCACGACAGGUGGUACGAAGUCGACUCAUUGCCAUGCCACAAGACCCAUUCGUGCUCCUGGGAACGGUGCGAGACAACGUCGACCCCCUUGGCACGGCCACGGAUGAAGAAGUCAAAGCGGCGCUGAGCCAAGUACGACUGUUGGAUGUUCUCGAGAUGGCCAAGCGAGACAGUGGCGGUGACGAAGAAGGAGACGACCUACAAAGCUCCGUGUUAAAUAUGCCAUUGACGGUGGACAUGUUGUCGCACGGUCAGCGUCAGCUACUCUGUCUCGCGCGCACCUUUGUUCGCAAGUCUUCCGUUCUCAUCCUGGAUGAGCCCACUGCGUCCCUUGACUCCCAAACCAAUGCCUUCGUGCAGAAGAUCAUUCGUUCCGAAUUUCAAAAUCACACCAUCAUCGCCGUAGCUCACCGGCUAGAUACCAUCAUGGAUUUCGACGUCGUGUUUGUGCUGGAUCAAGGUCAGGUGGUCGAGAGUGGCAGGCCCGUGGAUUUGGUACAGAGGGACUCGAGGUUCAAAGAGCUGUUCCAGAUGCAGAGGGGACAACAGCAACAGUAG
Molecule: messenger RNA, 2928 nt
Organism: Diaporthe citri
Lineage: Eukaryota; Fungi; Ascomycota; Sordariomycetes; Diaporthales; Diaporthaceae
Exons: 4
Coding region: 1-2928 (975 amino acids)
Biological process (GO): transmembrane transport
Cellular component (GO): membrane
Molecular function (GO): ABC-type transporter activity; ATP hydrolysis activity; ATP binding
Source: RefSeq, a predicted model, not a curated record